Molecule: messenger RNA, 2370 nt
Organism: Suillus clintonianus
Lineage: Eukaryota; Fungi; Basidiomycota; Agaricomycetes; Boletales; Suillaceae
Exons: 4
Coding region: 1-2370 (789 amino acids)
Molecular function (GO): calcium ion binding
Source: RefSeq, a predicted model, not a curated record
AUGAGUUACUCGGAUCUACCCGAAAAAGCUUGGGAGAAGCUAUCCCAGGUCGCUGUGCAUGGUGCUGUAUACGACUCCCGUGAACGUCUGCCCCAUCCGAAAUGUCUGAAAGAUACCCGAACGACCCUUCUCAAGCACAUCUACGGGUUUUUAGACAACCCAGAGAAAAGCCAACUCGUUUGGCUGCAUGGCACCGCGGGCGUAGGAAAGUCUGCUGUUGCGUUCACCGUAGCUGAAAGGAUGAGAGGUCUGAAAGCAUCAGAGGUGACGACUGUUGAAAAACGGCUGGCAGGAACAUUCUUUUUCUCGCGCACGAACACGAACCGCCGCACGACUGGAUAUUUAUUCGCGACUCUCGCCUAUCAGCUUGCUAGGAAUUUCUCCUCCGUCCGGAGUGACGUAUCCAAAGCUAUCAUUGAAAAUCCCGCCGUUCUAGAAUCCAACAGUUCUGUUCGCGACCAGAUGGAGGCGUUGUUUCUCCGACCUCUCCGGAAGCUUCACCAAAGACAACAGAAUUGUCCGCCGUUGUCGUUCGUCAUUGAUGCCCUUGAUGAAUGCACCUCCGAAGCGGAGCUCGUUGAGCUCAUCUCACUGCUGGGCCAAGCUCUUCGUGAACCUGAUCUGCCAAAGCUUCACAUUCUGCUCACUAGUCGCUCGGAAAUGCAUGUCCGUAGAGCCAUGGAGGAUGAAGAGGUGCACCCGCUGGUGUGCGAGAUACCAGUGAAAACUUCUGGGGACGGUGUCCCUGACAUCAUCUCCUUAGACGGCGCAGACGUGGAUAAUGAUAUCUAUGUUUUCUUCAACCAUUCCUUCGCAAACCUGCGAGAUCAUCAUCGCGAUUUCCCACAACCAACGCGGGAUCAAUUGGUGAAAUUAGCGACCCGAGCAGGCAGACGUUUCAUCGUGGCGUCUACGAUGAUGAAGUUUAUCGACGAUGGAUACAAUGAUCCCCGAGGUCGGCUUCAGAUCAUGCUUGACUUGACGAGCCACCUGCUACCCGGCACAGAGGUAUACAGAUUGUACGACCGCAUCCUCUCAACAUGCGCUGACCCUAAUCGGGCAUACAUGCACUUGUCCGUUGUGGCCACCCUUGCAGACCCUCUUCCGGCGUCACAAAUAUCGAAACUUCUUGGUCCUGGUGAGGGAAACGAUGUCGAGACAACGCUUGUGCAGCUACGGUCCAUCAUGGAUAUUCCUACCGACAGCAGUCUUCCCGUGAAUAUCUAUCACUCGUCCGUCCGUGAUUAUGUUUCCAACCCCUCGAAUUGCAGCCUUCCUAACUUACAAUCUAUCGCGCCCCACUCCAUCCUCGCUUAUUCCUCGCUACGCUUGAUGAUAGACGAGAUACCAGCAAGCACGGCCCUCUUGGAUAGGCUCGUAGAAUUGAAGAGACAUAGUGAAGAUAUACCGUCUGAGGAACCCCAGAAUUUAAGAGAGUCAUUAAAGUUCAUCGUUCAGCCGCUGGAGCCCCUGCAAGUUCUUUCAGGUCUGCUAUGGGUUUGGGGAGAUCGCUCUCCGGUGCUACAGCGCUGGCUAGCGACCCGGGACGGGCGUGUCUGGCUGGAGACAGAGGAUGGGCGUGCCUGGCUAGAGACAAAGGACGGGCGUGCCUGGUUGGAGAACGAGGCCGGGGCAGAUAACCUGGACGAGAACGAGGAAAACUGGUUGUGGACAGAGGACUGGCUGAAGAUCCAGGCCGGGCGUGACUGGCUGCAGACCCUGGUCGGGAGAGACUGGCUGCGGACCCAGGGUGGCGAAGACUGGUUGCAGACAGAGAGCGGAAGAGACUGGCUACGGACCCAGGGUGGCGAAGACUGGUUGCAGACAGAGAGCGGAAGAGACUGGCUGCAGACACCGCAUGGUGAAGCAUGGCCGUUCAUGGGUGUCUGGAUAACAAUUGUCGAAUUCUGGAGUACACUGGAAGCAGUCAGCCAGUACCCGAUUGUCCCAGAUUUUCCUUGCCUCCCAGCCCUCCAGGUGAUCCAGCAUUUAAAGAGUUUACCGGAUUUCUUGACGUUUCCAGUGUUCCUCGCGCUAAGGCACCCUAAUAAUUCCACGUUCGCUUCACCGCAAGAUCAUCUUCCGGACAUGGAGAUCAUCCGUGCUAUGAAGACCUUCGUAAAUUUUGCCAACGAAGUAGGAGAACGAAGUCAAUCAGCUUCUCAUGCUCUUAAAUAUGCAUGCCACAACUGGGCCAUCCAUCUCGCGCGAGUUCCACGUCCUUGGGACGCCAAGCUUGGUCAUAUAUUUGAUUUCUUCUGGAAUCACAAUCUCCUGUGUUGGCUCGAAAUGCAUUGGUGUUCAAAGGGUCUGCAAGCUUGCCUCGCUGUUUUAUAUGAAGGAGAGAAACUUGCAGGGGAAUACAACUGA